AGCGUCGUUCUGGAGUGGUAACAUCUAACUUCUUCGACAAAAUGGAACAGCGUAGUUAAAUACAUGAAAACUAGUUCACUUUCAUAAAACCAAUUUGUCCUUUGGAUCUUACUCUCUCGCACUGUCUCACGCAGAGAGAGAGAGAGAGAGAGAGAUGUCGAGGCGAUCUGGGGCAUGCUUGAGGUGGUGUUUGGUGGUUUUUGCAGUGGUAUCAGCUCUGGGAGUGUGUGGGCCGGCUCUGUAUUGGAGGUUCAAAAAGACUAUGAGGCUGGGGGGUACCACAGCCUCUUGCCCUCCUUGCAUCUGUGAUUGUCCUCCUCCUCUGUCCCUUCUCAAGAUUUCUCCUGGGUUGGUCAAUCUGUCCAUCACAGAUUGUGGAAGUAAUGACCCAGACCUCAAGCAGGAGAUGGAGAAGCAAUUUGUUGACCUUCUGUCAGAGGAGUUGAAGCUGCAAGAGGCUGUUGCUCAGGAGCAUGCUCACCAUAUGAACAUUACCUUUGCUGAAGCUAAACGGGUGGCUUCCCAGUACCAGAGGGAGGCGGAAAAAUGCAAUGCUGCCACUGAAACCUGUGAGGAGGCCAGAGAGCGGGCUGAGGCAUUGCUGAUCAAGGAAAGAAAGGCGACUUCAUUGUGGGAGCGACGCGCCCGUCAAAGGGGUUGGGAAAUGGAGUAAUUGACUGCAGGACGUGAUAUAUUUUUUUUUUCAGACCAAGCAGUGAAUUGUUCCACCCUCGGUUUAUUUAUAUAGGCAGGAAAGCAAGGUGCCUGAGUUGUCAUUUUGUGGAAGCAGAACUCCUCUCUCUCUCUCUCUCUCUCUCUCUCUCUCUCCUUGUAGUUGUUGCAUUGGCCUUUUAUGUCAUGUGUGCAUUAGUCUUUAAGCUAUAAAUGACAAUGUAAAGGUUUUCUCGGUUCUACCAUUCACUAAUACAAUCAUAUUCUGAUGA
Molecule: messenger RNA, 944 nt
Organism: Juglans microcarpa x Juglans regia
Lineage: Eukaryota; Viridiplantae; Streptophyta; Magnoliopsida; Fagales; Juglandaceae
Exons: 3
Coding region: 155-673 (172 amino acids)
Source: RefSeq, a predicted model, not a curated record